GAGCGCUUCGUGAAUAACAUAUCCCAAAUCCUUGCAGACCCUUAUCCGUUUCAUUCGUUGCCGGUCCCAAUUAGAAGAAGAAAUACGAAGAACAAAAUACUUCCCAUGUCUUUAGCGGUGAACUGGAAUGCCCAUCUCAGUCUCCAUGCUAUUCUCCGGUGUGCCUCCAAACACCCGAAUAAAAACCCUUCGCCUUCGCGCCCAUUCGAAGAAAUCCUGAUCAUCCGCCUCCGAUCUCUCCUCCCGAUCCCCAAUCUUCCGCCGUCCAUUUCCUUUCCCUGGCUCUCCCGUGCCGUCGAUCUCCUCGCCCACACCUUCGCCAGCGCCAUCGCCCUCUUCUCCGACCCCGCCCUCUCCGGCGCCGACCACGCCGCCCUCGCCUCCCACCUAGACGCCAGCGUCGCCCUCCUCGACGCCUGCAACGCCGCCUCCGCGGAGAUCGAGCGCCACCGCUGCGGCCUCCUCCGCCUCCGGUUCUCCCUCCACCUCCUCGCUGGCGACGGCCGCCGCCUGCCACCUUCGCCCGACCGCGUCCGUCGCGCCCGCAAGGCGAUCGCGGAGUGGGAGACGCUCCCGAGGCGCGAGAUUCGAGGACACGCCGGUGAUCUGAUCCGGCGGCUGGAGCCAGGGGAGCCGCCGCGCGGCAAGAUCUCCGCCGUCCGGAGGGCGUUGUACGCCGUGGAAGGGGUGGCGGGCCUGGUGAUGGCUUCCGUCGUGGCGGUGCUUGGCGGCGGGGAGGAGGGGGCUCUGGCCGGAGUUAGAGUUUCCGGCGAGUUUCCAUGGGGGGAGGCGUUCGACGAUGUGAGGGCGGCGGUUUCCGGCCGGCUCGGGGAGGGGUUCUCCAGUGAGGUGGAGGCGGUGGAGGCGGCGGUGAGGGCGGUGGUGGGAGUCAUCGACGGGGAAGAUAACGAAGAGAAGCCCGCGAGAUUAGCGAGCGCGGUCGUUGAGCUGGAGAAAGCGACGGAGGAGUUAGCGGAGGGGCUGGAUCGGUUGGCGGACGCAGUCAAUGGGUUGUUCCGUGCGGCGAUGAGCUCGAGGGAUGCCGCGUUGCACGGUAUGUGGAUUGGUCCCAAGAAGUGUAAAUAGGUGAACAAAGAAUGCACCCUCCCAGUUAUACGAAUAAAUUCCUUGCGUCUAAAAGUGUGUUUUUUUACUUUUUGAGAAAUAAAUUUGUAGGUGUUGUUUGUUUAUGGAAGCAGAUUUUUAUAUUUAUAACAUAUUAGCAUACAGUCAGUAUUAUGCGCGGGA
Molecule: messenger RNA, 1248 nt
Organism: Elaeis guineensis (African oil palm)
Lineage: Eukaryota; Viridiplantae; Streptophyta; Magnoliopsida; Arecales; Arecaceae
Product: UPF0496 protein 4
Source: RefSeq, a predicted model, not a curated record